AAAAGGGAAAGACAGUGUUAUUGUCUCUUGGCAGGUGUUCCCCUGGUAUAUUUCCACAUUUAUGCAGUGCAUAGGCCAGAGUCCACAGUCUGACCUUUUUGUGCCAUAGGGCAGAAGCUGGCCCUGUGACCACAGGAGGCCAGCUGCUGUUCUCAGAGGAAUGGGGGUGAGGUAUGAGACUGGAUGGUGCUCAGAGGAUUUGUGGCCAAAUUAUUCUCCCCUUUCUAAUCCUUUCUUCAUGUGGGAAAUGUCUCGUCUGGGCUUAAGUCAAAAAGAAAGCCUGUGCCUCCAGUAGAAAGUCGCUGUUGCCUGAGGAAGUGGCCAGAAGGCACACCUGCGAUGCCUAGCAGAGUGGGUGCACCUGCUUCUGCUUCAGAAGGGGCUCACCACUUCCCCCCCCACACACACACACCCUGCUUCCUUGCACACACUGUGGAGGAGUUCACCAGCAGAUUGGGUUUACAGACAUCUCAGUGGCUACUCCUCAGCCAAACCCCGUCUGUGGGGCUGAUGCUGUAGUCCCUGUAUGGGACUCUGCUCAAGCCGCUUGUGUCUGGGUCGCUCACUGUGCAAGAUGCUAGCAUUUCCCAAGCUGUUCCUGUGAGGACAGCGGGUUGUCCUCUUAUCCUUUCCCGUUUGCUCCCGUUCACACCAGGCUGCAAACUUCGCCUCUCUCAUCAGAGCAUCCCUCUGAAGCACUCUGCUCAGCUGUGAAUCGCUCUGACUCUUGUUGGGCAGGGUUACAGGUCCUCCGCUUGUAAGAGAGCUCACUCACACACACACACACACACACACACACACACACACACACACACACAAUCAGACUCUCAGUGGCAACAGAGCAGCAUCUGGAGCUGAAUGGAUGCCUUAAUGGGUUGGUGAGACAGCGAUCGUCGGCAGGCGAAGCUAAGGAAGGAGGCUUACAAUUGCUGUAGGUGAAUCUGAGCCACCGGGAGCAGCAGCCCCAGGAAGCUGAUGAUCUCUCCGGGAAAGAAUUGACUGCGUUUCCAGAAAGAACACAGAGGAUAGCUCCAUGUGACCUGAAGAUGGAGUAGUGACAAAGGCAUCCCCCAUGAUUCUGAGCACCUUUUGCUGUGGACUCCAGCCCCAGCCAGAGGCUGCAUGUGGAGCUGAAGAAACAGAUCUACUGCUUUCCUGAGAGCCCCCUUUCUCUCCUAAUUCAUGAGCCAGCAGGAUGCGGUCGCUGCGCUUUCAGAACGCCUGCUCAUAGCUGCGUACAAAGGCCAAACAGAGAAUGUGGUUCAGCUCAUCAACAAGGGUGCCAAGGUAGCGGUUACCAAGCAUGGCCGGACCCCCUUGCACCUCGCUGCCAAUAAGGGUCAUCUUUCUGUGGUGCAGAUUUUGCUGAAGGCUGGCUGUGACCUCGAUGUACAAGAUGAUGGAGACCAGACAGCCUUGCACCGGGCCACUGUGGUGGGAAACACUGAGAUCCUCACAGCGCUUAUCCGGGAGGGAUGCGCCCUGGACAGACAGGACAAGGAUGGGAACACAGCCCUGCAUGAAGCCGCCUGGCAUGGAUUCAGCCAGUCAGCCAAGCUGCUCGUUAAAGCCGGAGCCAACGUGCUUGCCAGAAACAAGGCCGGGAACACAGCUCUGCACCUGGCCUGCCAGAACAGUCACUCCCAGAGCACUCGCGUCCUCCUGCUGGGCGGCUCCCGGGCUGACCUCAAAAACAAUGCAGGGGACACCUGUUUGCACGUGGCUGCACGGUAUAACCACUUGUCCAUCAUCAGACUCCUCCUCAGUGCUUUCUGCUCUGUUCAUGAAAAGAACCAGGCUGGAGAUACGGCCCUCCAUGUGGCUGCUGCCCUAAAUCACAAGAAGGUAGUUAGAAUCCUGCUGGAAGCUGGUGCUGACACGACCCUUGUGAACAAUGCAGGCCAGACCCCGCUGGAGACUGCCCGCUACCACAAUAAUCCCGAAGUUGCUUUACUCCUCACCAAGGCUCCCCAGAUCUUGCGCUUCAGUCGUGGGCGAAGCCUGAGGAAAAGGAGAGAGAGGCUCAAAGAAGAGAGGAGGGCCCAAUCUGUGCCCAGAGAUGAGGUGGCACAGAGCAAGGGAAGUGUCUCAGCAGGAGACACCCCCAGCAGUGAACAAGCUGUACCCCAAAAAGAGGAAGCUAGAAGAGAUUGCCCACCAGCUUCCCAGGAGCCAAGAAAAGAUGAAAGGAGGAGAAGGUCAAGGCCAGAGGUGUCAGCACUGUCUGACCCCACCCCAGCAGCAGACCAGCAGCCUGGACACCAAAAGAACCUGCACAGUCAUCACCACCCCAAAAAGAAGAGCAGACAUCGGUGUUGGUCCCCACCUCCACCCCAUGGGUUCAGGGCGUACCAGCUAUACACGCUGUACCGUGACGAGGAUGGAAAAGUGAUGCAGGCACCAAUAAAAGGUUGUCGCUGUGAACCUCUAAUCAACAAGCUGGAGAACCAGUUGGAGGCGACUGUGGAGGAGAUAAGAGCUGAGCUGGGAUCGGUGCAGGAUAAAGUGAACGCAAAGCUGGGCCAGAUGGAGAGCAAGACCCAGCACCAAAUGUGUGUUUUGGACAAACUGAUGGUGGAACGGUUGUCAGCGGAGAGAACGGAAUGCAUGAAUCGCCUGCAGCAGCAUGCAGCUGCUGAGAAGCAGGAGGGAGAGAAAUGUCAGAUGUCUCUGGUGGAUGAACUAAAAGCCUGGUGCAUGUUGAAGAUCCAGAAUCUGGAGCUGAGACUUGCUGGAGAGUCUCGGACCUUUAGAGCUAAAUCUACACCAUCUUCCUCUGACUCCACUCCAGCUGUAGACCAAGCAGUGAUAGCUGCAGGCCCAGGAGCAGCUUCCGACAGCUCCUCUCAGGCUGUGAGGCCCAAGGAUAAGGCGCUGAGUGCCACUGCUGCCCACAGAAACCAGCAGGAGCCGCUUCCCUCUGCCUGCACAGGCUCUGGGUUAAGGAAGGUCAAGGCCCCAGGUGCUUCCAAGUGCGAUCAGCAGACUGGGUCCUGUGUCAACCGAGGCACUCAAACCAAGAAGUCUGGGAGAAGUGGGCAGACCAAGCAUCGAGGCCAGCAGCCGAGAGCCAGCAGCCCCAGUGGGCAGCAGCCAUCAGCAGCAAGCAGUGAUGCUCGAGAUGCCUCGCAAGCCCUGGAGCUAACCCAGUAUUUUUUUGAGGCCGUUUCUGCACAGAUGGAAAAGUGGUAUGAACGGAAAAUUGAAGAAGCACGAAGCCAAGCCAGUCAGAAAGCUCAGCAAGAUGAGGCCAUAUUGAAGGAGCACAUCAGAAGUCUGGAGGAGGAGCUUGCCAAGCUGCGGACAAAGGUGCAGAAGUAAAACCCAGUCCCUGAGGUGGACCCAAUAGGGUUUCUGGCUUGAUAACAGUAAAAUAACUGUGUCCCAGGAGUUGGUCGUCAUGCAGAAAGUGGAUUUGCCUUAAAGAAAAGUCAUGAAUUGGGGCUGGAGAGAUGGCUCAGCAGGUAAGAGCACUGACUGCUCUUCCGAAGGUCCUGAGUUCAAAUCCCAGCAACCACAUUACAGCUCACAACCACUGGUAAUGAGAUCUGACACCCUCUUCUGGUGUGUCUGAAGACAGCAACAAUGUACUUAACUAUAAUAAUAAAUCUUUUUAAAAAAAAACUCACAAAUUUGUUGUGGACACAUACUUCCUGUGCUCUGAAGUUACAAGACCUUCUCUGGUUAAAAUGAAUCUUGGAAGAUGUUAACAAAAAGCAAGCCACACCAAGAUGAGAAGGUUGUGUACCUAAGUCUGCAAUUCAGUGAUAUGAAAUGUCAGAAGCAAAGCGGAUUACUCUGGGAACUCCAGUAGUCAUUCAUAUCCACGUCAACACACCUGCUGUGCCUAGACGGUCCUUCUAACAGCUGGGACUCAGAGGAGGGAAGCCCUUCUUCUCCCAUGUAACUCAAGAUGCUCAUCCUUUAAAGGGGUGAAAACCUUUCAGAUUUUGAGGAGAUACAUUGUAAUGAUCUCAGUGUCCAGUAUGUCUUAAGUACUGUGGUUUUAGCCAAAUAACUGAGCAGAUUAACAGAACAACAUUCACCAAACAACUCCAGCCAGUUACCUUAGAUUACCUUUCCAAAGUCAAGACUUGUUCUGUCUUGUAAAGAGAUAAGGCACUAUCACGAAAGUUUAAUUUUGAAUUGACUUCUCACUGAAGAACAUGAAGCCAUCGGAAGGCUUUGUUUGCUUACUGAGUGAGAUGUAUCUUGGUUGGGACCCUGGAUUUGUCUUCUAAGCCUUUGGAACACAGAUUAUGUCUGUGUCCACAUGAUCCACACAUGCAUAGAAACUUCUGUUUCUCUAAGCCUAAGGACCUAAUAACUACUGUCCAUGAAUUGUGACUAAAAUGCUGUUCAUUGAGCCAAAGAGAAGUGACCUUUGUGGAAUAGUAUGCAUUUAUCCCUCUGUCAAGCCAAGUUCUUCCUUUUUCUUAUAGUGACAAUCCAUGGCUAUAGACAUUCCUGUAAACAUAACAGGAUAGAUAUGUGCGUAUGGAAUCUACUGAGUCUGGUUCUUUCCUGGGACUGACUUGUCCUCAGCCUCUCGGGAGGUGCAGCCCUUUCCCAUUCUCCUUCACUGGAGUCCUGUCCUCAGCUCACUUGCCCCUGAGCCCUGCUGUGACACUACCCGGAACAAAAGGUCUCUCACUCCUGUAGGACCACUCCUUAUUUAUACACCAAAUUAUUGGGAACUGCCUAAUACUAAGAGAUGAAAUCCCGAGUUCAGCAAGUUAUGCUCCAAGCCGGAGUUAUUUUCACUAUUAGAAUACUUAUUACCUCGAUAACCCUUGACAAGAAAUGCAGAAAUCAACUGUAAUUGAACAUCAAGUCUAAACCACAGACUAUCCUGAUGGCAGUACUUCAAUAUACCUCCUACCCAUCAGAAGCAGGCAGCUUAUCACUGUGAAUGGAUGUUUUCGUCAAGUCAUUAGGCGUAACCUACUUCUAAGGAAGUAGUGGUGGUUGGCUUGUUUUGGAAGGCUUUACUGUGUACUCUAGACUGGCUUUGAACUCAUGAUCUUCCUGUCUCAGCCACCUGAGUUCUAGGAUUAAAGGAGUGAGCCCCGUGGUCAAUCCUGUUCGUUUGUAACACCAGUGUUAGGUUUGUUGCAUUGGUCUCAGUUUUGUAAAGCACUGAAGAUGAGCUGUGUCUUUCCCCUUGUGCUAUGUGCAAACACAAGCAAAUGUCCCAGCUGUACUUUGACCAUAUACUCUCACACAGAUCAUGUUUCAGACUGAGACCUAAAAAGUGUCAACAGCCGUAGAGAAACACAUUAUAAAACAGUAAUGUUGUAUAUUACCAAUGUCCUUUUCAAAAACAAGUAAUUGUUAGCACAUCCCUUAGACUGUAUAUGGAGUAUCUGUGACAGGGUGAAAGUGUUAGUCUAGCAUCGCUUUUGAUUUGAGGAGUCCAAAUACAGGUUUUUCAUGUUUAGAUUUGUGUGUGCAAGGCAUGUUGUCUAAUUUUAUCACCUUGAGCUCGUGUCUCCUAUAAGCAUUAAACAUUGUUUUCAGUUUUGUCAGUA
Messenger RNA from Mastomys coucha (southern multimammate mouse), 5531 nucleotides. It is a transcript of the gene Ankrd6, whose product is annotated as ankyrin repeat domain 6. The coding region runs from base 1183 to 3321 and encodes 712 amino acids. Gene Ontology annotation, molecular function: protein binding. The transcript has 16 exons. The record is from RefSeq and is a predicted model, not a curated record. Lineage: Eukaryota; Metazoa; Chordata; Mammalia; Rodentia; Muridae.